AAAUUGGGUUUUGCAAACGGUUUCAGGAAUUCCUCAUAUUGGAUAGUAUUGCACCGGAUAUCCGAAACGUUUCCUCGGGAAAAUGGCAACGGUGGCAGAAAGCGGCGGCGGAAGUCUAUCGGAACUGUACUCCAGCUCGAAGCGGCUGUUGCUGAAGACCAGAGAAUCAUUAGAGAGGAUUGAGCGUCUCGAGUACACGUCAUCCUCUUCAUUCUCAUCAUCAAGCACCGUCGUUCCUGGGACUUCAGAUGAUCAAGCCGCUGUAAUCCGAAGAGACAUUAACCAGAUCCAAUCCCUCUGCGUCGACAUGGAUCGUCUCUGGCGUUCCAUCGCCGACAAGUCUCAGCGCGAUCUCUGGAAAAGAAAAGUGGAGCAAGUGGUCGAGGAGGCUGAGUCAUUUAGAACUAGUCUUGACAAGUACAUAUCACGGCAUCAGAAGCGGAUGCAAGAAGUCCAAGAGAGAGCAGAAUUACUUGGUAGAGCUAAUGGGCAAUCCUCUCAUAUCUUGAGAAUUUUUGAUGAGGAAGCACAAGCAGUACAGUCAGUCCGUAACUCCUCUAGAAUGCUAGAAGAAGCUUAUGCGACUGGCGUAGCAGUUCUUUCAAAGUAUAGCGAGCAAAGGGAUCACUUGAAGAGAGCUCAAAGGAAAGCACUGGAUGUUUUGAACACUUUGGGGCUAUCAAGCACUCUGUUGAGGCUUAUUGAGAGGCGGAAUCGUGUUGACAAAUGGAUCAAGUAUGUAGGCAUGGUUUUUACUAUCAUCAUCGUUAUUGUGUUUUGGAGGUGGACGAGGUGAUUCCGGCUUCUUUAUGUAUCGAAUCAUUACUACACAUUCUUUUCAAGGAAGAUAAUGUUGCUAGAUGUUGAAGAAACUGAAAAAUAUGGUCAACCGUUGAUUUAGACUUGGUUCCGAUGUAUUCUAGUAAGGACUAGUUUUGAGAUUGUGUUUUACUUUGUAAAAUGUGGAGAAAAGUUGAGAAUUAUUACUGAAAUAACAAUUUUCCCUCCGUCUCUGUGAAAGCCAAAACUUGUGCUACAUUAUUCUAAACAAUUUGAGGUCAACAUUUGCUCA
Molecule: messenger RNA, 1072 nt
Organism: Olea europaea var. sylvestris
Lineage: Eukaryota; Viridiplantae; Streptophyta; Magnoliopsida; Lamiales; Oleaceae
Product: membrin-11-like
Exons: 4
Coding region: 83-796 (237 amino acids)
Biological process (GO): vesicle-mediated transport; vesicle fusion
Cellular component (GO): late endosome membrane; Golgi apparatus; SNARE complex
Molecular function (GO): SNAP receptor activity; SNARE binding
Source: RefSeq, a predicted model, not a curated record